GCGGCGAUUAAAGUUAUAUUUAUGUUGGUAAAAAUUAAAUAAUGACGGCAGUUCUCUUUUAUGAAUUGUUGUAGAAUUAAUAUGUGACUAUUAUAUUUAGUUCGAACUUACUUUUUCAGUAGUUUUUAUAUCGUGAUUGAUAUAUACAUUUAUAAAAUGUCUAAUAAAAAGGGCUCGGAGUAUAACUUUCAAUCAAAAAUAAGUCGAAAUGACCGAUUUGCUCAAAUGUCCCAGCAAGAAAAAUUGAUAGAGCAAAAGAAAAGAGAAAUACAAGCAAAACUCGAAGCUAAACAGGCUUCUAAAGUUGAUACAAAAGUAAAAACGGACACUUCUAGUAAACAGAUUGUUAAAAGCACUGAUUUGAAUACAAAUGGACAAAAAGAAGUUAAAAACACCUUUUUUAAUGAUGGUUCAUUCCUCAAUCAGUUCAAACAGAUGAAAGAGGCCAAAAAGACAGAUUCCAAAUUCAAGUAUUAUGGUAGCAGUAAACUGAAAGGAAAAAUUGAGAAAAGUUCUAGCGAUGAUAGAAAUAAAUUGGAUAGAGCUAGUAGUCAUCAUCGUUCACCAUCGCCUAAGGAUCGCCAACCAAAAAGAGUCUCUCGUUUUGAUAAACUAUUAAAUUUUGAACCAAAAAUAACUAUAAGUACUUCAUUUAGUUCUGCAAUUGUUCAAGCUCAGGCACAAGAGCCUCAACAGCCAACUUAUGAAAUCACUUCCAUUAACAUUAGUACCCAAGACGUAACAGGUCAGCCUCUCUUAAAGAAUGUCCUACCAGCACAAACAGUGACUUUUCAAAGUAUUCCAGAACAAACUGCCAUUACUGAAACUGUAAUAUCUGCAUCGCCAGUGCUUCUGAACAUUCCUCCCCCACAAAUAGUGCAGGGAUCUAAUACUUUGGUUUUAAGUCAAGUCCCAUCUACGCAGAGUGUUUUAGUCUCUGCUCCAAUUCUGACAACUGUCAAUUUGCCUCCACCUUUAGUUACUGCAAAUUUGACCCCAGUACCUCCUCCUUGCGGUGUAUCUACAGUGGAAUUGGCAAAUAUACCUCCCCCAAAUCCUAUACAGAUUCAAAAUAUUCCACAACCUGAACCUUUAAAUGCUCUAAAUAUACCUCAGCCAGCCCCUAUUCAAGUUCAGAAUAUACCCACACCUACUUCCUUACAUUUGAAUAAAAUUCCAACACCAAAACCUCUAGACUUAUUAUCAAUUCCAACACCUUGUGAAGAUGGUGGUAUACCUGCAGAGUUUUUGAAAAAUAUCCCACCUCCCAAUAAGUCCAUACCUCCUCCACUAAUACAUGAAAACCAAAUCAUUCUCCCACAGUCCCAUACUGCCACAGCUACCAUCACAGUCCCCUCAACACAAAAUGUUCUUAUUCACACCAUUCCACAAUCGAAUUCAUUAGAUUCAGUCCAACCAGCCUUUUCUUCUGUCACUGUUGCCCUACCAGUUGUAGUAGGCCAAGUAACAACAGCCCCUGCAGUACCCAAUAAUAUUCCAUCUUUGAUGGCUCAGCCUGUCUUGCCUCCUCCUGGUAUGGUGAACGUAAAUGUAACAUGCCCUCCUCCUUUGUUUACUGCCCCACAAGUUCAAACUUUUAUUAAUCAACCACCACCAGUGGCCAAUCAAAUGCCUGUUUUGAACAUACCACCUCCGGGAAGUAUUCAGAUGUUGGAACCAGUCCAUCUAUUUAAGGACAUUACUACAGUUUUCCCCCCAGGUACCCCCGAAUACGAGGCGAUGGCGUCUCUGGGUCGCAUGGUAGCAGAAUGUGGAGACACUUUCGAGGACGUCGUUCGACAGCGAAAAGAACAAGAUCCUAGAUUGUGGUUUCUAUUCGAUAAGGAAUCGGAGGCGUACAAACUAUAUCGGCGAUUUGUAGAUCAAGUCAAAAGGGAAAUUAUGGCUGCCGAGGAACGGAACAUUAGACCGGAAGAUAAGUAUGAACCGGAAAUGGCUUUGGAGGAGGAAGGAGGUAAUAUGACUGAAGAGAAAGAAGUCAAAGAAGAAAAUGUGAACGAAGAAAAUGCGGACAGAAAAAGAAAAAGGAAAAGUAGAUGGGGAAAUCAAGAAGCCAAUAUACCUCCACCUGCUGUCGUUUUCACUCCACCGAUCAGAACUAUGCCGCCAGUAAUGUCAUUCGUUCCUCCUCCUCCUUCAAAUACGGGACCGGUCCUUUUGACAAAAGUUACCAGAAACGAUCCAGCUUUAAUUCAAUACGCUCUAAACACUUAUGGUACUGCGAAUCUCUCGGAAGAGGACUGGAAAAAAACGGAGGACAACUACAAAGUCAGUUUGUUGUAUCAAGACAUGGUUAAAAAGAGAGAAGAAGCGGAAAGAUUAAGAUUGGCCGGACAUAAUAAAUAUGAGUACGACUCCGACGAAGAAACUGAUGGUGGCACAUGGGAGCACAAGGCCAGAGAGAAGGAAAUGUUGAAGACUCAGUUAUGGGCCGAUGAACUUACCAAGCAAGCCGAAGGAAAACACCACAUAGGAGACUUUCUGCCACCCGACGAGUUAAAGAAGUUCAUGGAGAAAGUCAGCGGUAAAGACCAAAAGCUACUUAACGAGUCCGAUUAUAAAGAAUUUCAACUCAAAGAGGACAACAUUGGUUUUAAAAUGUUGCAAAAACUCGGCUGGUCCGAAGGGGAAGGUCUAGGAUCCGGAGGAACGGGAAUUGUAGAGCCAAUAAACAAAGGGCCCGCUAGAGAACAUACACAAGGUUUGGGUUUAGAAGGCUCCCACGAAGAUGAAGAUGAGUACCAGACCUAUAGAAAAAGAAUGAUGCUGGCGUACAGAUUUAGGCCAAAUCCUUUGAAUAAUCCGAGAAGGCCCUAUUAUUAAUUUGAACUAUAGAAACAGUUCUUUUAUUACAUUUUGUAUUAUACUGUGAAAAUGGAUUGACUAGAAUUAUGGAAUUAUGUUAAAUGCUAAUUUUUUUGUAAAUAAUAAAAUAAAAUAGUAUGAGUUUA
Messenger RNA from Diabrotica balteata, 2972 nucleotides. NCBI's taxonomy places the organism in Eukaryota, Metazoa, Arthropoda, Insecta, Coleoptera, Chrysomelidae. The record is from the annotation of a GenBank genome assembly.